Molecule: messenger RNA, 669 nt
Organism: Anopheles marshallii
Lineage: Eukaryota; Metazoa; Arthropoda; Insecta; Diptera; Culicidae
Gene: l(3)73Ah
Product: polycomb group RING finger protein 3
Exons: 4
Coding region: 1-669 (222 amino acids)
Biological process (GO): regulation of transcription by RNA polymerase II
Cellular component (GO): PRC1 complex
Source: RefSeq, a predicted model, not a curated record
AUGGAAAGACGGAUAAAGCUGAAAACAUUGAACGAACACAUCACGUGCGAAAUUUGCAGAGGCUAUUUCAUCGAUGCAACCACCGUAACUGAGUGUUUACAUACGUUUUGCAAAAGCUGCCUAGUGAAACACUUAGAGGAGAACAAUACCUGCCCAACGUGUGAAAAUGUUAUCCACCAGUCGCAUCCGUUGCAGUACAUCAGCUUCGACCGCACGAUGCAGGACAUUGUGUACAAGCUGGUGCCGAACCUUAUGGACAAUGAAAUGCAACGGGAGCGGGAGUUUUACAAAACACGGAACCUGCCUUGUCCGAAAGAUAUGCCCCAGGUGCACGACAGUGACGAUAAGGCGAACGAGCAGGCGCACCAGGAAGCGGACUACCAUCGGCAGGACGAGCAGGUUAAUGUGUGCCUCGAAUGUAUCAAUGACAAGCUGCGCAACCUGAAGCGAAGGUUCAUUCGGUGUAGUUCGCAGGCCACGAUAACGCACCUGAAGAAAUUCCUCGCGAAAAAAGUACUGAACGGUAUCGACCGAUAUAAAGAUAUCGACAUCCUGUGCAAUGACGAGCUGCUGGGAAAGGACCACACGUUAAAGUUCGUGUACGUCACGCGGUGGCGCUUUAAAGACCCACCGCUCAAAUUACAAUAUCGACCACGGGUUGACCUUUAA